AUGGCGUCUGGUCGUACGCGUGAGGCGACCAAGAGGAAAAACAACGACAAAAUAGAGUUAGAGACCUCAGUUGAAAUCAAGGAAGAAUACACAGAGAGUAUAUAUUUCAAGACGGACUGUAACAAUACUUUACACACCCAUUUGUCGAAGAAAACAAAACUAGGGCUAAAGCAAAUGGGCAAAAUUGAUGGAUCUUCGACCAGACUUGACAGGUCGUUUUACGACCAACCUGCCGAAGACUUGGCUAAAAAACUAUUGGGGAAGCUACUUUAUCGUGUUCUUGACAACGGAGAAGUGUCGUUUGGACGGAUAGUUGAGACGGAAGCCUAUUUAGGUGAGGUUGACAAAGCAUGCCAUUCUUACGGUGGAAGACGAAUAGGUCGCUGUGAACCUUUGUAUAUGGAACCCGGUACGGCUUAUGUGUACGUUAUUUACGGAAUGUAUCACUGCCUCAAUGUCUCUAGUCAAGAACCCGGUGCCUGUGUGUUAAUAAGAGCUUUGGAGCCUCUCCAGGGUAAGUGUAUAUGGCGAUCUACAGGGGGAUGA
This is a messenger RNA of Porites evermanni, 546 nucleotides long. NCBI's taxonomy places the organism in Eukaryota, Metazoa, Cnidaria, Anthozoa, Scleractinia, Poritidae. The record is from the annotation of a GenBank genome assembly.